Molecule: messenger RNA, 201 nt
Organism: Geosmithia morbida
Lineage: Eukaryota; Fungi; Ascomycota; Sordariomycetes; Hypocreales; Bionectriaceae
Exons: 2
Coding region: 1-201 (66 amino acids)
Source: RefSeq, a predicted model, not a curated record
AUGGGAGCCGUCGUUAGCUGUAUCUCGUCCAUCUUGGGCACAAUCGGCGCCGCCAUCAUGGCCGUCAUCACCGGCGUGGCGGGCAUCAUCAAGGCCAUCAUCAACGCCAUCGUCGCCUUCUUCGGCAUCGUCAUCUCCUGCCUCACCUGCGGGACGUGCGGACACAGGAGACACGCGACGACGACGAGAAGCGUCGUAUAA